AUGGUGGACAAUGAUGAAAAUCAAGAUGUUGAGAAUGAUGAUUGGAAAGGAGAGUCUAAUAAUUCAACGUUAAUAACAAAAGAUGAAAAUACUUUCAUCAAAACUCUUGAUCAAUAUAUAGAUGUAGGCAAAUUAAUUGCUGAUCUUGUAGAUGAAUUGAGAACAAGUUUUAAAUCUCCUUCAACAUUCAACAGCUAUAGAAACAAAUAUUUUUAUGAUCUUAGGAUUUAA
Messenger RNA from Funneliformis mosseae, 231 nucleotides. The record is from the annotation of a GenBank genome assembly. Lineage: Eukaryota; Fungi; Glomeromycota; Glomeromycetes; Glomerales; Glomeraceae.